UUAAUGGGGUUGGAUUGUAGUAACAUGGUUUUAAUUGUAGAUAAUUUCACUAAAUGUGUGAGAACUGCAAAACCCAAAAAUCUCGUCUCCUAGCAGGAACAGAGAAAUUUACUCUAUUCACAAAAAGAAAAAAGGUGGUUUUGAUCUUUGAUCAGCUGAGUGGAGUAGCAUGAAGUUUUGUAAGAGCUUAAGCAUAUUGAUCGAAGAAGCGUUGCCUGAUUGGAGAGAUAAGUUUUUGCCUUACAAGGAUUUGAAGAAGCAGUUGAAGUUGAUAUACCCCAAAGAUGGGAGCGAGAAGCAGCCUAACAAACGGCCCAGAUUAGAUUCAAUGGACGGUGGGGAUGGGAAGGACAGCGAGGUUUCCAAGGAGGUGAUGGAUUUUGUUUUGUUGUUGGAAAAUGAAGUGGAGAAAUUCAAUACCUUUUUCGUUGAGAAAGAAGAGGAUUAUGUUAUCAAAUGGAGGGAACUGCAAGAUAGAGCAGAAAAGGCCAAAGCAUCAGAUGGAGGGUUGAUGAAUGUUGGGAGGGAGAUUGUGGAUUUUCACGGAGAGAUGGUUCUGUUGGAGAAUUACAGUGCCCUUAACUAUACAGGACUAGUGAAGAUAAUAAAGAAAUACGACAAGCGAAGCGGUGCUCUUGUUCGCUUGCCCUUCAUUCAAAAGGUCUUGCAACAACCGUUCUACCGGACCGAUGUUCUUAAUGAGCUUGUGAAGGAGUGUGAGAUGGUACUUGAUCGUCUUUUCUCCACGAAUGAACCAUCGGCGUUACCUGAUGUAACCAACGAGAAAGACCACAAACCUGAUACUUCUAGCAGAAGUAAUGAAAACUUGCUCAAAGUUCCAAAAGAACUUGCAGAAAUCAAGGAUAUGGAGAACAUGUAUAUGAAGCAAACUUUGUCAGCACUACACGUCUUGAAAGAGAUCCGGAGCGGAAGCUCAACCGUGAGCGUGUUCUCACUGCCGCCUUUGCAAAAUCGUGCAUUGGAUGAUCAGAAGAAAAUUACUGUGUUAGAACAGGCAGCCAAAUAAGCUCCCACCUUUUCUUUUCUUUUUUUUUUUUUUUUAACAUAUACUGCUGCAAGAUACUCACAAAGCUUUGUAUCCUAAAUCCAAUUUCUGUUUGGAACUUGUAUGACACCUUUUCAUAGUUAAAAACCAAAACAUAAGUGCUAGUUUAA
Gossypium raimondii (Peruvian cotton) is the source of this 1176-nucleotide messenger RNA. Its product is annotated as SPX domain-containing protein 2. The record is from RefSeq and is a predicted model, not a curated record. Gene Ontology annotation, biological process: cellular response to phosphate starvation. The transcript has 4 exons. The coding region runs from base 170 to 1027 and encodes 285 amino acids. NCBI's taxonomy places the organism in Eukaryota, Viridiplantae, Streptophyta, Magnoliopsida, Malvales, Malvaceae.